Ascochyta rabiei is the source of this 1881-nucleotide messenger RNA. RefSeq lists its product as uncharacterized. Gene Ontology annotation, biological process: DNA-templated transcription. The record is from RefSeq and is a predicted model, not a curated record. NCBI's taxonomy places the organism in Eukaryota, Fungi, Ascomycota, Dothideomycetes, Pleosporales, Didymellaceae. Bases 1 to 1881 code for a protein of 626 amino acids. The transcript has 2 exons. Gene Ontology annotation, molecular function: zinc ion binding; DNA binding.
AUGAAGAUGGUUUCAGCUCAUCAGUCGCCGACAUCGCAUGGCCAUGUACAUCCAUCGCCGUCCCCUUCAGUAGGAACUUCGGUCAGCGCCACUCCUGCUGCCGUGCCAGCGUCCAAUAUCCAACACUUCGAGGGCGAUACUUCUCUCAGCGCGUAUACCAGCUCUACCAAUGCCCGCCUGCAACGAGCACUGCGCAAUAGCCAGCUAUUGCAGCAAGACCCGGAUCUCGCUGCUGCUUUGACCUCCUUGAGUCAGAUAGUAUCGACCCAGAACGUCUAUCCUGGAGAACACGACAUCCCAGCCAUUGAGAAAGCCGAGAAGAUUACGCAAAGGUACGACGUGCCUCCUGCAGAGGUAGUAUCGAAAGUACUUCGAGAAUGCGAAGACAUCUACGAUACAGUCAUCGGGCUCUUCUAUCCGGUCAGGCCGUAUAAGGAGAUCGUAGCUCUCUGCAAGGAUCUCUACUUUAAUAUCGAUGAUAUCCCAGUGCCAAGUCUUAUUGUGGCGUUCGGUAGUCUCUACUUCGUUUUCAGGUGCUAUCAGUUCUCAUUCCCCAAAGAUGAUCUACGCCACGAUGAUUUUCAACUGUACACCAAGAUGUUUGUGAGGAACAUGAUGGAUCUAAUCGGUCUCCUUCCGGUUCUUAUGGCGCCUACCCUUGACAACUUGGAAGCUCUGUUACUCGGAGCCUACUAUGCUGUCGAGUCGUCUAACCCUACUUUAUGCUCUGCGCUUAUAUCAAGAGCAGCCCACCUUUGCCUCACUCUUGGUUAUCAUCGUGCAGACUCGAUGCUUAAAGACUCACCCGAGACCCGUGGACGAAAGGUCAACCUUUUCUGGUUUCUCUACACGAUGGACAAAGGCCUUUGUCUUCGUCUUGGUCGUGCAUCAUGUAUACAGGAGUACGACAUUGCAGUUCCCUUACCCUUGUUGCAGGGCGACGAGAACUUCAAAGCCGGCAACGGCCUCAUCCGGUUCAGGUGUAAACUUGCUGGGAUCCAAGGACGUGUAUACGAGGACCUCUAUAGUCCUCGUGCACUGAAACAGCCAAAGUUAUCACGAGCAGCUAAAGCUGAUUCGCUCGUCUUGGACAUUAGACAGAUGUGGGCUGAACAUGACCAGAUUGGGCAUAUACCAGGAGCACCCGAAGAGGCACAUGAAGUUUUCAUGAUAGGCGAUAAGGUUACAUUGUCUACAAUGCUUACACUGAUACUCAGGGCUGUACCAUCAGCCGACAGUCAGUCGCUGUCGUGUAGUCAAGAUUGUCUUGCUGCAGCUAGACAAGCAAUGCAACUUCACCAGACGUGUACGACAAGAUUUGCGACCAUGUCCGACAGAUAUAUCUUCUCCGAGUAUCUUCACUGGACUCUGCUGCAUACACCCUUCACUCCGUUCUUGGUCAUAUUCUGCCACAUCAUCGAGACGCAGUCUACCAGCGAUCUGGCGAUGCUUGGUGGUUUCCUGGAGACUUUACACCCGGCUCGCGGCACAUCUAGUGCCAUUGAGAAGAUGUUCCUUGUUUGUGAUGUGUUCCACCGCGUUGCUAAGCUCUUCAUUGGAGCAGCUGCUAGAAACUCCAGUUUCUCCAACCCUACCACGCCUGACCAGCCGACACAAACUCAACUCAGGAAAGAGCUCGAUCCGUUCAUGACCAGGAUUGGUAUCAAUAGUAGUUACGACGCUGGUUGCAACGGAAACGAUUUCGAUCCCUACACGAACGCGGCUCAAUCGAGCACCACAUACGUGAGCGCUUUUGCCCCUACGGCAAACAUGGGUGAAUGGUUCUCGGAAGACCAACUCAUCACAACUCUACUCGGGAACGAUUUCAAUUUCAUAGAUCCGAACAUAGCGUCUAUGAACACCAGCGGGCAGUUCAUGUAA